Messenger RNA from Neoarius graeffei (lesser salmon catfish), 7259 nucleotides. RefSeq names its product immunoglobulin superfamily, member 3 (gene igsf3). The record is from RefSeq and is a predicted model, not a curated record. Lineage: Eukaryota; Metazoa; Chordata; Actinopteri; Siluriformes; Ariidae. The transcript has 9 exons. Bases 979 to 4101 code for a protein of 1040 amino acids.
UUAUAGGCUGCUCCUAAGGUAAGCUUCAGACAAUGGAGAGAAAAGGAUUUGAUUUAUUUUUAAACUAGCCGAUACAAAAAUGAAACAAUAGCCGGAACUGCUGGAGUAUUUGGAAAUUUGGGAUUUUCGAUUCUCUCAGAUGCUGAAUCGGUUUCCUACGGGAUUGAACAGGAACCGGUGUCCACUGGGGGGAAAAAAGAUUCUUUUUAACGCAAACAUUGUGUUGGAAUUGUUAAAAAAAAAUCGAAACAUUAUAUAUGUUUCGGUAAACUGUAGCCCUUAUUUGCGCUCGUGACCGCCACACUCGCCUGUCUUUGUGGGACACAGAGAGAGGGAGAGAGAGGAGAUAAUCCGGAUUGACCAGGAAGAAGCACUGCGGCGUGGUGAGGGUCACGGAACUGAACGCUGGCUGUAUUUAUUCGAAUCCUUUGCCCUUUUUCUCGUCACUUCCAGCAGCUUGAAAGUGAAACUGGGCUGGGCGACCUUAGGUGGGCGCUUCUGCUCUGCUGCUGAAGGUGAGGCGAGGCGAGGCGUCGCAGGAGGAGCAUCUCAUUAUAGUGUAUUAACUGGAGCACACGAGCUUUAAAGCUGCUGUCCUUUACCGUUCACACACCCCCUGACCAAAAACCGCCUCCUGUUUACCGACGAGGCACUCAUUCAUCCACUUUUUCCUCCAACUAACUGCGUGGGCACAGACGCGUUUUGGAGGAAAGACGCCUUAACAGACCGGACACAAUACUGGAUACAAUUUUACACACACACACACACACACCAAACCAAACGCAGCUCCAUACAGAGGAGGAUAUUCGUGUUUAGCUCCCAGGAGCGUUUCGCGUCUGAGAGACAGCCCCGGGUUUGGAGCUGAAGCCUCGGUGGUCUGAAGGAAUUCUAGCUGCUCGGUGUUCGGAGCUGCAGUGUGAGAGGAGAAGGAAGUUUAGGAGCGCCACCGGUGUCGGACCCACUCCUCCUUCUCCAGCCAUGGAUAGCAAAUGGCUAAUUAUAGCCUGUGUCCUUUUUGCAGGGACGAGUAUAGCCCAGAGGCUCGUGUCGGUGCAGCCUGGGCCUAUGGUGCGAACCGAGGGCUCCCACAUGACCAUCUGGUGUAACGUGACUGGCUACAGAGAGGGAGUGGAGCAGGACUUUGAGUGGUCAAUAUAUCUCGAUACAGCUCCUGAUCGAGAGAUCCGCAUCGUUAGCACCGCCCAGCCCAACUACGCCUAUGCCGUCUACGCCGACCGCGUCAAUGCCAAAGAGAUCUACGUCGAGAGACUGAGCAGAGACUCCGCCCUUCUGCACAUUACCAAGCUGAAGGCCCAGGACCAGGGCGUUUUCGAGUGCUACACACCCAACACAGACGGCCAGUACCUGGGCAUCUACAGCGCUCGAACCAACCUUACUGUGAUUCCGGACACGCUGUCCGUCACGUCAGCCACUCAGACUCUGUCCAAGGUGGAAGGGGACACACUGAUGCUGAGCUGUGAGGUGACGCGUCAGACAUCUCAACACACACACGUUGCACUCAGCUGGCAUGUGCGUUCCCCGAACGAGCCGUCUGCCCCGCCGAGGGACCUGGUCACGCUGACACGAGACAUGGUACUGAGGCCUGGGACGUCAUACCGCCAGCGUCUGUCCUCCGGAGACGUGCGGCUGGACAAGACGAGCAGCACUUCUUACCGCCUCACCGUCUAUAGCCUACAGCCAGCAGAUCAGGGCCAGUACUACUGCGAGGCAUCAGAGUGGAUCCAGGACCCUGACCGCUCCUGGUACGCCAUGACACGCAAGCAGUCUGACAAGACCAUGGUCAAAGUUCAGCCCACAGAUCGGGAUUUUAGUAUCCAAGUGACAACAGAUCGCCGGGCCUACACGGCAGGUGAGCCGCUGGAGCUCCGCUGCACCAUAGAUGCUCAGAAUGUUGCUGAGCGUUACUUCUCGGUGUCGUGGGUCUUCAGCAGCUCGUCUAUAGCCGUGGUUGGGCCCAGCGCUGUGCCCGUGCUGGGGGUAAACUAUGUGCAGCGUGAGGCCGCUGGCCUCCUGACCAUUCGUAAGGAGAGUCCAUCUGUCCACCUGCUCAAACUGCAGCACUUGCUUCCCGAGGAUGCCGGGAAAUAUAUCUGUCGAGUGACUGAGCGGGAGAAGACGCCUACCGGAGAGUUCAUCGAUCGAAGCAAGCGCUCCCGUAACGUUCAGAUCACCGUGGCUCCCCUGAGCAGUAACAUUAGCGUGUCAUUGACCAGUAACUCCUCCGAGGUGUUGGAGGGAGAGCACAUCCACUUGACAUGCUCAGUGCAUUCCACAGUCGGAGCUCUGUCCAUCGUCUGGCAGUGGGCAGACAAGGAUGGCAGCGCUCCUGCUGUUGACCUGGCAUCAGUGGACCUCUAUGGCACCAUACAACCUGGAUCCAGUUACCAGGAGCGUCACAGCUACGGGGAGGUCCACGUAGAACGGAUCCAGUCGGACACCUUUACCCUCACCCUGUACAAUGCCUUUCCCACAGACGAGGGGCAGUACCGCUGCAGUGCCACCGAGUGGCUUCAAAGCGGCGGUGCGCCAGCCUGGACGUGGCAGCAGAUCGGAGAGAACACAGCCACCACUGCCGUCACAGUGAAAUCAGUCGGGUCAUCUUUCUUUGUGUUAGCCUCCUCACGCACGCCCAGCGUAACCUUUGGUGACUCGUUUGACCUGCAGUGCAUUGUGAAAUCCCGCCACAGCCCUAGCAUUCCUGCCUCAGUGACAUGGCGCUUCACGCCAGUGGAGGGCGGUAGCGAGCUGCGAGACGUGGUGACGUUCACGCGUGACGGCACGCUGCAGUGGGGUGAGCAGACACUGGGCCUUGGUACACGCACGUCAGUGGACCGCACAGGCAACAACACCAACUUCCGCCUCAGCGUCACCAGAGCUGGGCGCAAAGAGUCGGGGACGUACCAGUGCGCCGCCGCCCUGUACCGCAGAAAUUACAACGGCACCUGGAAGAUCAUCGCUAACAAAACUUCUAACCUGCUGGGCAUCAGUGUAGUGCAGCCAGCAAGCAAGCUACGCAUGCACAAGGUCAACCAGAGCCUGCAGUUUGUGGAAGACAGCCGUGUGCGCCUCAACUGCUCCGUUGCAUCCCAGACGAGUAACGAGUCCCAGCAUGCUGUGCUGUGGUAUGCACGGAAGGGCACGGCAACUGAGCCUGAUGAGCUGCUGUUGAAGAUCGAGCGCACCGGGGUGUUUGAGUACGGUGCGUAUGCUGAGGAGGAGCGCCUGCGCAGCCGCGUGCAGUGCGAACGCCUCUCGCCCAGCCUCUAUGGCCUCACACUGCACCGUGCCGAGACCAGCGACUCCGGAACCUACUACUGCCUAGUGGAGGAGUGGCUCACUGAUCCCGAUGGAGUGUGGUACCGCUUGGCCCGUGACUCCUCUGGCUUCACACACGUAAUGAUCAAGCAGCCGGCCAUCAAAUUACAGGUGGAGGAGACGGAGUCAAACAUCACAGUGUCUGAAUAUGGAUCAUUCCGGUUGGGCUGCAGCAUACCAUCUCAGUCCUCCAAAGACUCUCGCUUCUCUGUGUCAUGGUACGUGUCCCACUCUGAACAAGAAAGUGAACGGGAGUGCAUCUUCUCUAUCGGCCAUGAUGCUGUGUUCGGCAACGGAAACUGCAGUCCGAUGGAGCAGCCAGACCACAACUCUCGACUGCAGUUUGAGCGCCCUACCUCAGAUGUCUACAGCCUGACCAUUCAAAGGGUCCAGCCAGAAGAUGCAGGAAAAUAUUACUGUCAUGUAGAGGAGUGGCUCCUAAACCCACGCAAUGCCUGGUAUCGUCUCACCACGAACAACUCUGGAGCUACCAUUGUUAAUGUUCUUGAAAAAGUCUCGACCCUGCAGUCAGUGGUGUGCUCCAACAACUCGCUUUUCUAUUUUGUUUUCUUCUACCCCUUUCCCAUCUUCGGCAUCCUGCUCAUUGCUGUUCUUCUGGUGCGCUACAAGAGCCGAAAUUCCAGCAAGAAUCAGGAAGGCAAGAAUGGCGCGCCGUUGCUCUGGAUCAAAGAGCCCCACUUGAGUUACUCGCCCACCUGCUUGGACCCCCCUGCUCUCAGCCUCCACCCAGGCUCUGUGGAGUAAAAGGGGCAAAAAGAAUGCCUUCCCUUCCUCAUCCUCUCUCGCUCUCUCUUUGUUUUUUCGCUAUCUCUCCUGUUCCUCAGGAGCGUCGUGGGCUCCUGACUCAGCCCUGUUAACCCCUCCAUAUGGCUGACUGAACCCCUUACUCAGUUGAUGUGGUCAUGGCUGUAGUGGCUGCCAGAAGAAAAGCCGAGACAUUUGGUUUGGUUGUUUAUUUCAAAGAUGUUCUUUGUAUUAUUUACGCACUCCACUCAUCCUAUUCUUACAUUGUCCUCUAAUGAGCAGAAGUGCCUGUGUGUCGCAAAGCAUUCGGUCUUUUUUUUUCCCUUGCCCCCAGACGCACAUGCUCUAUGGCACCCUGGUCUGCAGAUAGAAUGAAGAACAUAUUCUGUAAAGGAUUACAUAUGAUGUUAUUCUCUCUUUCGAACGUGUCGUCUGAGUGCUGCUUUUUUUUUCCACCCAGAUUCAUGAAGGCUGGUGCUCACCUCUUCAUAACGUUUUUUUUUUUCUCCCCCCACCUGGUUCUAAUUUCAGAAGACUGGCUGCUGAUGGCACCAGCCUGUAAAGUUUUCAGACAGGAAUAGCACACAGGCAGACAAGUGCGAUUCCACCAGGUGAUAAAAUCUUGGAAAGGAAGGCAGUGAUCUUGCAUUCUUGACUAGGAGGGAGCCACAGAACUGAUCUCAGACCUGUCUCUGUUUGAACUGAUAAAACAGAGGGGAGAGAGAUGUCACCUCCCACUGAGUCUAGAUACACCUUUUUUUUUUUUUUUUUGUCAGACUCAUCCUCACUGCCAAAGAGCCACUAACACUUGGCUGAUUCUCAUUGCUGAAGACUAACAAACUUAUCCAUGUACACAAACAGUAGUGACUUGACUAGUGUCCAUUUACUCUCCUUCCCCUAGAUAAGAACAUCAGAAAGGAGGAUGUGAUGAGAUCAUUGAAUUCUUGCUCUGAUUGGUCGUUUCACCAAUAGUGUUCAGGAACGGUAUGCUUUUGCUUUGAUCAGUUUUUUUUUUUUUUAUUUCCUCUCUGAACAGGGAAUUUCUAGUUGCUUCCCUAAAAUGACUCCAGACUGCUGGCCUCUGAGGUGUCUAAGCGAUGUGUGUGUGCUGUAAGAAACAUCGCAGUGCUUCACCUCCUACUGUGAAUACUUCACCCAUCACCCCUAAACCUGUAUGUAGUACAAGGCUGAGUGGAGACUGGGACGAGAUUUGGAUUGAACCCAGGUAGGGUGUGGGACUUGAACAUAAUGAGAUGGUUCUUCUCCAUGUCUCCUCAGUUUUAAACUGUCAAUUAUAAACAAGAGACUAUUUGAGAGAGCCUGUUCAGACAUUUCUAUUACACAGGACAAUCCUAGUGCCAAGACCUUUUCAUUGUUUUAUCUGUGCCCUGUGAAAGUGCUCCAGAAGGACAGCAAAGCCUCCAGGCUUAGAGGUACUAUGUAAAUAUGGCUUCCCAGCCCCUGCUAGGGGUUUAUGGAAUAUGUAGGUUCAAAGAGCUGUUCUUACCACUGAGACUUUGAUUCUUCAGUAAAUAUGUAUCAACUCCAAGAUAUAUAAACUCGCUAUAAAACGCCAAGAUAUAUAAAAUCACUCCUCCGACCUCCUUGAAGGGAUCGGAUUUUUCCAUUUCUUUUAUUACUGCGUACAACUCGUAAAGAUUCUUAAAACAAUUAUCUAUAAAUAACUCUUUAAAGGGAGCUCCCAUCAAACACAUUUUGAGAUUCUUCUGUUGUGUUGGAAGUGGUUUAACUACAGAGGGAGCAUAAAUACACCUCCCUUGGGCAUGCUGCUUUGCUUAUUAGGAUGCAUAAGGCAACAAUGAAUUAUAGCGUUUCUUGCUAAAGCAGUGCGAUUUAAUUAUAAAUCACCACACUGAACUUCCGUUAGGUCAGGGUUUGUUUAAACCCAUUCUGAAAGCAAAUUGACACUAAUCUAAUGCUGAAAGCCUGUGGGAGGUGUAUUUUGUGCUCUUUAUGCCCCUGGAGUUCAUAUUAAAAUGUAUUACCUUAAUCACAGCAAAUGGGUCUACAGUAUAUGUACAGGCAGAAUGUGCCUUUUAUCAUCACUUAAGAUGUUUAAUUCAACCUGAAUUAAUAUUUGCUACUACCCGAGGUGUAGCCAAAGAAGUGACACGAACAGGUGCAGCUCAUGUCCUCCCAAAAUGUCCGGUCGUCCCUGUGACCGACACAGAUCUUACCUGUUGUGACUACUGUUGUGGUUCAAGCUUCACUGCUGCAUAUCCUAAACUAACACUUCCAGUUAGAGUUGGCAUCCAGUUAGUCCUGGCGCUUUGGCUAGCUAGCAUGCUAACCAUGUAACGUUAGCCACUGGUUACCCAAAAGACCUACAUCAUCAAACUACUAGAUCCAGGUCGAGGUGUUGGGUUGUUGGUAUAUAUUUUUUUCUUUCUUUCUGCUUGACUUUCCAUUUAGAGCUUUAAAAAUAUUUCAAAGGUUUUCAUCCACUGUAUUAAUGGUAUUGUUGGUAUACACAGAUUUUUCCUUCAUGCUUGAGGUAUUUGCACCAAGCUUUUGGAAAUGAAUACAAGUUAAUGAAAGAAACCUAGCGGUCUAGUUGUUAAAUUGGAAAGUCAAUUUGUGGUAGAUUUAAUCAAUGAUGAGACCACCCCCUCCAUACAGUGGAAUAUUUAUGGGUUGUUUUACAAUCAGGGUACGCAAGCUAAAAAUCACAUUUAACACUUAUUAUCUUCAAUAUCAAAAGGCUUGACUAAAUAAACUUGGUUGUUUAUUGUAGCCCUGUGAUAGCUCUAUUUACCAUGCAAAAAAAUGUUUGGUGAUAACGUUAUUUUUGGUGAAUGUAUGGCAAUAUGUGUCAUAUUUAGCAAAAUUACUCGUGUCAUUUAGAAAAAGUGCUUUUUUGACCACAGGUAGCUCCAAAAGGGAUGCACUUAAAUCAUUCUUUAUACCAUAAAACACAUAUUUGGUUCCAUAUCAUUGGAAACAUAGUUAAGUUUUAAUGUUGAAUGCCAGUAAGUUUUCAGACUAUUUUGAUCAAAUUAGUAUGCAAUUGUGUCCAAAAAUGUCCUCUCCGAGACAGCUAAUUUUUCAAUAUCUCAUCUCAUUAUCUCUAGCCGCUUUAUCCUGUUCUACAGGGUCGCAGGCAAGCUGGAGCCUAUCCCAGCUGACUACGGGCGAAA